This is a messenger RNA of Podarcis lilfordi (Lilford's wall lizard), 15868 nucleotides long. NCBI's taxonomy places the organism in Eukaryota, Metazoa, Chordata, Lepidosauria, Squamata, Lacertidae. The record is from the annotation of a GenBank genome assembly.
UUUAUUUUUUAUUUAACAACAGGAAAUUAUAAAAGAACACCAAACUGCGGGGAAUCCAUCCCCCCCAGGAGAAAUCUGGAAUAAAGUGGGAAGGGGGCUACAGGCUGGGCUUUGGUGCCGAUGAUGCCAUGCAGGGGAGAACCUGGAGAUAGAAAGAGGUGAACAGUGCCAGCUGGCAGCACCUGCUGCAUUGCUUCAGAUUAAACAGUUUUUAAUUUGCUAGGAGGAAGGAGGGAGGAAAGGUGUGUGAGUUGGUUGGUUGGUUGGCUGGUUGGUUGGUUGGUUGGUUGGUUGGUUAGUUGGUUGGUUGGCUGAUUAGUUGGUUGGUUGGCUGGUUAGUUGGUUGGUUGGUUGGUUGGUUGGCUAGUUAGUUGGUUGGCUGCCAGCCGGCCAGCCUAAGGAAUGCGGAUGUUCUAAGUGCUCAUAUUUGCAGAAAUUUUCAAGGCAUGUCUAAAAAUACUUUUGAGUGCUUUUCCACACAGGACACGGCAGUCUGUGUUAAUACUGGGCAGGGAAAACGUACAAAGAGUCGCUUAAGAAACAAAGCGCAACCGAGCCGACACUCUUCCCGGUGUAUUGUAUCAGCGUCAGAGGAGACACGGUCCGUUUACAUCUUGCAGCAUAUCCCCCUGCGCUCCUCGAGUCGGGGCCGCGGCUCUUUGCGCUCGUAGACGUGGAUGCCGGCGUACCUUUGCGGAAGAAUUCGUCGGCGGCGCGAUUCCUUUUCGGGCGCGUGCGCAAGCGAGGACCUAGGCAGUCAACAAGGGAGACCAGGAAGGAGGCGCUCUGGAAAUUCCUCGGAGGCGGGGAGGAGAGGCGCGAGGCCCCGCCCCUUCACGAGAGGGGGCGGAGUCUUGGAAAGGCUUUAUGUAGUCCUGCCGGGAGCUGCUACGCUCAGAGCUACCGAGAGCAGAGGGCGCCUCCGAGCGAAGGACGGCAGCGAGAGAAAGAGGUGAGCGCUGCUUUCUCCCGUCUGGGAGCCGGAGGGUCUUGGGCAGCUCUCAGUGCUGAGUAGGGGGAGGGCAGCAUUGUAACGUGCAUGGGAAAUAUUUAAGGUCUCGGAAACAGGAACAUUUAUCCGUGACUGUGAUGGAGAAACUGCGUCGUUGUCUCCCACCCUAGCCCCAUUUCGGAGGUGGCAGCCCCCUCGCUUCCUCCCUUGAUGUCCUUCGAUCUCCGCUCCGCCUGGGAUUUUUUCCUCUCAUCCUUAUUUGCGGAGGUCAGCUAUGCUGCGGAGGGAGAGAGCGCAUCCCUGCUACUUACUCCCUGCUCACCCCGAUCCACCUUGUGUAACGUCGAAGAUCUCGUAUUUUGUCUCCGGGUGGGGAAAUAUGAGUGGACCAGCCCUGACCCCGUCGGUGUGGAGGGGGAUUCGCUUUCGCUCCCCACCCUGCUUUGGUUUCCCAGCGUCCAGGAGACGUCGCCUUCCCUCUUCAUCCCUUGAGCCACCUGUUCUUUCCAUCUCUAGCCACUCCCUUAGACAGCCUGGAGAGCUUCGGCGUGGCUUUUCGCCUUCACCUCGGAAUUCUCCCACCUGCUGACGAGAGGAGAUGGCAAGGGGACCCUUAAAAUGGGUUCGGUCGGUUUUUGGGGGGUACGUGCACCUCCCCGAAGUGCGCGAUGGUGGUGCCGUCCAUCGCAAUUGGAGGAGCCUGGCGACUCCUCCGCUCGCUGUCCAAACACGACGGCAUUGUUUGUUCAGAUUUGCGUGUUGCUUAUGUAUGUCACCCUGUUCCUGAAGACUCGGGGGGGGGGGCACAACCUGAGCGCUUAACGGGAGGGGAGAGGGGCAGCGAUGCGCGCUCACUUGCGCGUAACCAGCCCUGAUCAUGCACACCGAAACCAAAAACGUCUCGGGUAGGUGCUACGCCUACUACUAAUCAGUUGUUGACAGAUGAGCAGACUGACGCUCCCCAAAAGAAGCGCGGAGCGGCCAGUGCGGGUGAGGAAGCGGUACAUUGUUUUGCUGGGUGACGAGUUACUUUAUCUGUGCGCCUUUGCAGGGAGGUGCCUGUGUUUGUCUGUCUGAGUCAGGUAGCGGCUGGAGAGCUGUCGGGGCAGAAGUCUCGGGCCCCGCUCAGCGCAAGGAGCAGGAGGGCCUUGCAAAGCAACCUUUGGAAGCGAGGGUGAACAAUUGGAGAGGGCGCGGGGUGGGGCAGAGAGAAGGGAGAGCACCUUAGGACCAUGAAAGGAUCUGGGCUUCAUCGCACCGCUUGGGUAAUGGCGAUGCCCCACGCAGCCCAAGCCCUUGGUGGAGGGUUGCGGGUCCUUCCUGCGCCUUGCGAGAGGGGGCGCUGUCGAGCCGGCAGCCGGACGGUGACUUUGCACGGCCAGGAGAGCCUGCCGGGGCAUGUCCCGGCUUGCAGGAGGCGGCGACUACCGCUCGGCUUUGCGGGGGGGGGGGGGAGGUAGUCAGGCGGCGGCUGUGACUCAGUGGCAGUCACUCGCUCGCUCCCCGCCGGGGCUGAUGUAAGAGGGCCAGGCCAAGCCCUCGAGUGUUCCCGGGGCAGCCGCCCGGCGGGGCUGCCUUUCCUAUAGUAGGGGGUAAAAAAAGAGAGGAGGCUGCGGGUUUUCGCUUCGCUCGCCGAGCCUGAAGACAGGAAGAGGCGGGGGGGGGGGGAGAGAAGCCCCGCCUGGGUGGAACUUGCAAGACGCGCACGAGCUGAUUUUUGACUCUCCGCCCAGCCCGCCGCGAUGUUCUGUUCUCUCGGGCCGGGAACUCCUUGUUCCCAAGCCGAGUUUUAUUUUUGUGCUUGUUGUGCUCACAGGAGCGUCACUCAGCCCCAUUACGCCGCUUUGAAAGAGGCGCGCGCAAACCCGACGCUGCGCUGCAGGAGGAGGAGGAGGAGGAAGCGGCUGGACAGAGACCUCGGUGGGGAGGAGGAGGAGGAGGAGGAAAAGAACAAAAAAACCCCCAACAUCUUCCUCCACCCCCCCCCGAAAAAACACGCUAGAGGAGCAGUUCUUUCGUUUACGCGGCUUGAGCAGACGAAGCCCGAUUUUGCGAACUGCUGUGCGUUUCCAGCCACUUUUUCCCUCCUAAAAGGCGCGGGGGCCCCCCGAAACAGCUUCUUGGGGUGGGAUUUCCGCCCCCCUCGCCUUUUUGAGCCCAAAUCUCCAGUUAUGCGCUUUUGCCAACUGCUAUGGUUCUCACCCCCCUCUUUUUCUCCUUUUGGGGGGGGGUAGGUGGAAGGAAGCGCCUUGAAACCGGCCCCCAAUCCGCCGGAUGCUUGUUGGAGGGGGCGGCGAGGCGGGGCCGUAGUAAGUUGUCUGGGGGCCGUGUUUGUUUCCCUGCCUGUGGCAGAACUAGGUCUGUGUGGCAAGCGCGAUUUCGCAACUUCCCUCCCCCCUCCCUCCCCCACAGCGCGGCACGUGACGCAGCUGCUGUGGUGCCAGAUGACGUAAUCCCGGGGCGAGCGCCGCGAGCGUCUCGCACACCUCCUGGGCUCCUCCUAUUACGAUAAGCAAGUCCUGUUUGCUUUGCUCCAGCCUUGGGGGCCGAAGGAGCCCGAGCUCCCUGAGCUCACCCUGUGCCCGGCAGGCGGAGCAGCUGAUCGCCAGCGAGACAGGCCACCAAGCGGUCGGGAUUGUUUUGCAACUGGGAGAGACGCUCCUCUGAACUACGCGCAGGGUUUUUAAGCUACUGUUUCAACAACAGUGGUGACCUACAUUGUGAUUGGCUGGCUCUUAACCGGCAACCACCAAAGCAUGUUUGCAGGAUAAAUAGGAAAUACUAGAAUGCGGCGCUGUGUUUAGUAAGGUGGCCGACUUAUGCGCAAGCCCCUCUGAAAGAGAGUGUGUAUUGUCUGCAGAAGGUCUCUGGAUCCCUUCCUGGCACCUCCACCUAAGGCUGGGAAGGACUGCUGUCUGAAAAGCUGCUGUCAGAAAGUGAAGACACUGCUGAUUUGGGUAGGCUAAAUAUGGGCCUUCAGCAGCUGUUAGACAGUGAUUUUGUAGCUGCAGCCUCCAUCCCAAAUGCAGAAUCGAGCAAACUGCCUAGUCCUUUCCAGCAGCUGUCUAAGGUAGCGCCUGUGCAAUGGCAACAGAGCAACUCUAGCUGUGAUCUCAAGUAAGAAGUGAAUAAGAAAGAUCUUUGAAAAUUAACAUCCAGGGUUGACUUUCAGGACCUUGGGGGUGCAGUUGCUGCAAGAAAAGCAUUUUAAAACAUUGGAUUGUAUGAGUUGAUUUCUAGCCUCUAGCUGAUUCUGUGUGUGUGUGUCAUAGCUGUCAACUUUCAGAUUUGAAAAUAAGGGAUCAGCAGCCACACCUGUCCCGGGCACAGUCUAACAAUCCGGGAUAGCAGCACGAAGCAGUGGGAAACGACACUAGAAUAAGGGAAUUUCCCACAAAAAAAGGGAAGGUUGACAGCUAUGGUGUGUUUGUGUGUGUGUAUGCAUGAACCAAUGUGCAUAGCAUUCAAUUUGACAACCCACUGCAAAAGUUGCUCUUUGAACCUUUUGUGGUGGUUUUGCUAGAGACGUGGUGGCACUUUCCUGUGAUGCGAGUGAAUUGUUUGCCUGCAUGCAAUCCAAUGUGUUUAAGACUGGAAAGGGGACACUGUCUCCUCAAUAGAGGAUUAGUUAACAAACUAUGUGAAUUCAUAGAAUUGGCUAAAAUGACAGCAGCUGUUAGACUUCACUCGAAUCAAAAACCUAAGAAGGAAUGGAAUUGCUUAGAAGAAUAUAUGACAAAACAUCGUUCCAAAACGAAUUUAUUGAUAUGCAUGGACUAACUUCGUAAACAUGUGAAAAAAUUAUUGUAAGAGGGUUUUGAGAGCCAAAGUAACCAAUAUACCGUAUUUUUCGCACCCAACCAUAACACGCACGUAGUUUUUAGAGGAGGAAAAUCCGUAGGCAUGCCACCCGUAGGCAUUUCCUCCAUAACAUGCACAGACAUUUCCCCUUACUUUCUAGGAGGAAAAAAGUGAGUGUUAUGGUGCAAAAAAUACGGUAUAUAACACAAUGACUAGCUCAAUAUAUAUCAAAGGAUGUCGAGCUGUGGUGGAGGGAAGUCACAAUAGAAUGAGAUUGACACAAUGGAAAAUGGGAAUUUUAUCAAUGUAAUAUCUUACACUGUAUAUUCUGUAUACUUUAGAGCAUAUAUUCCAUGUUAUAAUAAUUAAAUGAAAUAAAGAUUUAAAACUCAAUGUGUUUAAGGCUGCUGCAGUUACUGUGGUCACAGAAAUAGCCUUGACUCUUCUCUCUCACCAAGAGGAAGAAGCAGUUCAGAACUUGCAUGGCACCAACUUUUGCAGGGUGAGCAGCUGAGGGGACUCAAGGUGCCUUGUGGGCACUCUGCUCCAGUGGCCUGAAGUGGCAACUUAACAAGAUAUCAAGUUGAGGCCUGCCCUCGGCAGCCACGCUACCUGCCAGGACUUGUUCUGGUAUGCCUAAACCUCUCAAUGAUGUCAUUCAGCAUAGCUGUUUAUAAAGAGAGCAUGAAGGCUGCUGCUAUUUUUAACCUCUUUGCCUCUUCCCAAGCCUGAACACUGGAGGAAAGGCAGCCUUGCAAACACAUUGGCCAGUGUAGGUGGUGGUGGUGGUCUGGAAAUAUACUCUCUAGACAAAACACAGUCCACUUAAGCAUCCUGGUAACCCAAACCUUAUAAACCCAAAUGUGUGUAUGCGCAGUAAACCUUAGAGGUGACUUCACACAAGAUGCUUAAAUUGAUCUACAGUGUGAUGUCAAGAUGGGUCAUUAUUUGGCUGCAUUCAUGUCUCUCACUAAUGCCAUUCAGCACUAGAGAAAAUGUGUAAUGAUGGUGUGGGAGGGCCUUGUAUUGAUGGAAACUCUGUCUUCCUUGAUGGCCUUGAGAUCAGCUUUGUAUGCGAUAUGGAUGGAUGAAAGGGGGGCAGGGCAAAGGUCAAAAUGCUAAGAUUAUGUGGGCCAAAGGCAUCAGAUUUGAUGAAGCCAGGAACCCCAACUCAACUGUACAGACCUGUGUGUGUGUGUGUGUGUGUGUGUGUGUGUUGAAUCCUGAACAGUCCGUGAUGCCCAAGUCCAUUAGCAGCUGGUGACUUAACAUUUUAUUGUAAAUUGUAGCUAGUUCUACACUGCAUAUGCACAGCAGGUGGUGUUUGGCCACAUUCAGUGCUAGAAGUACAUGAACAGUGCAAUCUUUCAUGCACGUUAACAUGAGAGAAAGUCACACUGCAUUCAAUGCAGCUUGCUCCCCAGCCUUUCAAGGCUGGAGAUCUAAAACAAUUCUUGGCAACAAAAAACUUCAUAGAAGAACUGGUAAUGCUCAGAAGCCUCUCCCAAACAGGCAAAACAUCUACACCCUCCCUCCCAAAAUAAAGCACAGAAAAAAGGAGGCAACUUCCCCAACCCCCCUCAAUUUUUUUAAAAAAACAUUUUAGAGUGGGGGUGAGGGCUUGGGUCUGAAGGUGCUGUAGUGCCCAGGUGCCAUGUUGAGGACCGUAGCCCUAGGAAGUGUGUUUAGGAUUGCAGCUUUUGCAAUACAGUGGUACCUUCAGGUUACAUACGCUUCAGGUUACAGACUCCGCUAACCCAGAAAUAGUACCUCGGGUUAAGAACUUUGCUUCAGGAUGAGAACAGAAAUCGUGCUCUGGCAGCGCGGCAGCAGCAGGAGGUCCCAUUAGCUAAAGUGGUGCUUCAGAUUAAGAACAGUUUCAGAUUAAGAACGGACCUCCAGAACGAAUUAAGUACGUAACCAGAGGUACCACUGUAUACUCUACUGAACUCAAGGUCUUCCUGUGCAGCCAUGUGCUUUUUAAAAGAGGCACUUGGACAUCCUAGGACUGUACCGAGACAACUGUGGGUGUAUUUUCUAUAUAAAGAUUGGGUUCUGACUCUGUCCUUCUGAAUCAUCCAGAUUUGGGCAAAUGUGGACUAUUCCUUCAGGGUGCUCCUAUGCUCCUUUAUUAGGUCUCAUAUCAGUACAGCCGUACCUUGGUUUACGAACUUAAUCCAUUCCGGAAAUCUGUUCUUAAACCAAAGCGUUCUUAAACCAAGGCGUGCUUUCCCAUAGCAGCAGGGGACUCAAUUUACAAAGGGGACACACUCAACAUGUUCUGCUUCCAAGGCAAAGUUCACAAACCAAAACACCUACUUCUGGGUUUGCAGUGUUUUUUUAUCCAAAUUGUUCAUAAACUAAGCUGUUCUUAAACCAAGGUACCACUGUUUAAAAACAUAACUAACCAACACAAUCAAGAUUCUGUACAGAUACUAUCAUUUGGAAUGAGUGUGUACAAACUGACAAAACACUUUUAUGCAACGCAGUUCACCUGCAUCCAAUUGUCUGGAGGGGAUCAAUAAAUAGUGGAAAGAUCUGAUGUGGAAGAUUCUGCUUCACGUUAGGCCAACCAUAAAACUGCAAGUGCUGUUCAUAGAAAACAUGGGACUGCCUCCUUGAGUGUGUUCAAUGUGCCCAAUGAUAACUGCUGUGGCAAUGCUUUCCUAAUUUAACAAGAGUUGUCUGAUGGAUGACUGCAUGGAAAUAAUUAUGUGGGAGAAAGGGAGUACUAAAAAUGGAACACCGCCAACUAGAUCUUGGCUUGCAACCCCUUUUUAAUCUCCAAGGAGCUCUACUACAUGUAGCUAUUGGGUAGCUUUCUUCUUGGUUGAAGGCUGUGGUUCAAAGGGUAGGGAUGAUGAGGCUUGUGUGUACAGUGCAAAGAGCAGCUUUCUUGGUGACGUUGGCAGUUACUCAGAGGAAUCCUUAGCCGUUUCAAACGUCAUCUGAAUGAUGUUCUCCUGGCUGAGAAUUUCCCUACAGAUUCCAUCCCUAGUUUUAUGUUGCUCAGUUCUUUCAAAGGUAAGGCCUGUUAAAACCGUUGGGCCCAACUUGUUGGUUUAUAUAUUCAAUUGUUGGUUUAUAUAUUCAAUUUAUUUGCUACUUCUUAAUGUCAACUGAAAUCUCCCAACAAAAAGGAAUCGAAUACAAUACAAAUUCCUUAUUCAAAAGUAAACAAUAUUCCUAACCACCACCACCACCAUAAUUCUUCAUUUGGAUAGUGUUCUUGAAGCUACCAGCAUGAGUUUGACCAAAUUGCGGGAGGCAGUGGAAGACAGGAGUGCCUUGCGUGCUCUGGUCCAUGGGGUCACGAAGAGUCGGACACGACUAAACGACUAAACAACAACCACCACCAAAUAUAUAUCUAAACAAUGUACAUAAGUAAAGUGACUAAGAAUGCCUAAUUAACAGUUAAAAAUUCCUAACUGUUAACCAAAAAAGCUUGAUAGUGUCAUGGCUUCAGCCCUGGAGGUGUACUUUAUUGUCUCUCAAGACAACUCUGAUGCCAACAAUAACAGUCACCUAUACAUUCACUCUAACAGGAACUAUUCUAAGCACUCAACCACCACAUACACAAUCGCACAUGCACCAUUUCACUCAGUCCGCUCGAUUCUCACUUCAUUAAAAAUUGCCGUGGUCCUUUUCUAUAUGUACUGCAUUUUUCACAAGUAAAUCUGCGCUCGAAGCAGUUUAUGGAAAAUAUAGUAACACAGUAACAGUACAUAAUAAGACAUAUACUUGCUGAAACAUAACACUAAAAAUUAAUAACAAUUAACUGUUAACAAUAUAUAAACAUUAUGCUGUUGAGUUCUUUUGAUUAGGCCUUGCUGCUGGUCUUGCUGCCAUUAGGAGGUGUGGUUGGUCAGUGACUUGGGACAGGGUCUCUUCUGUAUUGGAACCAAGCUACAACAUUUCCUCCCCUGGAGGCUGGUCUUGCUUCCACCUUGAAGGCCUUUCAUUGUGCUGUCAAUGCUGAUAUUUUUGCCAAGCUUUUGACCUAGUAAAAUUAGCUUUGCCAUGGCAUUUAAAAAAAAUAAAUCAAUUUAUUUUACUUGCUGAAUUGAUUUAUAAGUUUUAUUGUUAACUUAUAACUGUUAUAGGUGGCCUGUAACUUUCCUUAAAACAUGUUGCUUGUAUUUCUCCUAGCUGGAAACAUGCCUCUGUCUAAGGGCAACCUCCUUCGGUCUCCCUGCAGCAGGAAGCUUUGCAGAAACCUCUUUGGACCAGUCGAUCAUGACCAGCUUCAAAAGGACUUCCAGUCCUUGAUGAAGGCCCAGCUGGAGGAGGCUCAGCAGAAGUGGAACUUUGACUUUGAAUCAGAAACUCCACUUGAAGGGGACUAUAAAUGGGAAAAGGUCUCUCAUCUAAACAGGUUGCCUUCUCAAGAUCUGCUGAGCCCCACAAAGGAAAACAGUUGUGCCGGUGAAAAGAGCUUGAGCUCCUCCCCAGUGCUUCUCAAGAUGCACACAAAGACAGACAGGCCAACGCAAGUGGGCUUUGAGGCUCGCAAGUCUUCCAAGCGAAAGCAGACAACUAUCAAAGGUAAGGAGCUGCCAGCUUUGUUUGUCUUCUGUGUUUACAUUUGCAGAGAGGAGGGUAGAAUUACCGGUAAUGGCCAAAGCUGCCCUGGACGUGGAUUUCACUUCUGUGAAAUUGCAUUUGUUUCAAAUUCACCAGUUGAAUUCUGAACCUGAGCUCAAAAUUGGAAUUUCAUAUUGGGAAUUUUGAUUGUCUUGUCAUCAGUUUAAGAGGAAGUUUUCUUAUACGCCCCCCCCCCCCAAAUUAAAUACUAUAUUUUAAACCAACCCUUCAUCCUGAAGGUUCCCAGGAUGCGGUCGAACAUUUAAAAUAAAAUUGACCACAUAGCUAUAGAAGUUUAAACCAAAUAGUCACAUUUAGUAACUAUUCCUUGAAACUUCAGUAGCAAAGAAUCCAGCAGAAUGCAACCUGUAGUCAUAUUGAUGGUCUUCAGCUGACAAGUGAAAAACCAAUAACAGGACAAAUAUCUGCUAGGAGGGAAUUCCACAGCUAAGCUGCCAUGAUUGAGAGCGUUGCACCAACCAAACAAAGCACCACUGUUGACAAGAUAACCAGCACAGUCUGUCCUGCAAAUCUUAAACCAGGCUUCCUCAACCUCGGCCCUCCAGAUGUUUUGAGACUACAAUUCCCAUCAUCCCUGACCCACUGGUCCUGCUAGCUAGGGAUCAUGGGAGUUGUAGGACAAAAGCAUCUGGAGGGCCGAGGUUGAGGAAGCCUGUCUUAAACCAUGGGCUUGCAAGGCACUCCUUCAUGUACAUGACUCUCAAGUUGUGGGACCUUGAAGUAAGCUCACUUGAAUACCAUGGAACUUCUGGGUAAACAUUCAUAGAAUUGCGCAGUUACGGUUGUGUUGGGAACUCCAGGAUCUUGGCUGGUGAUUGCCUUGCAGUCUCUGAGCAGACUGCUCUUGGGCAUGAAUGAAUAUCUCCCAGGCACUCACACUGACACUCCCUUGGCUGGCAUGUUCAAUUUGUCCUUCUGCUCUUUUCCAGACUUCUACAGCUCCAAGCGGAGAACUGUCCCCUGCAAGUCAGACCCAUGAUAACUACACUGCAAGCAAAAUGCAUCCACGCAGUCUCUGGGCUAAAGGAGCUGACCUGCCUUCACCGCUAUUAGCUGGAAUGGCCGACUUGGACACGACACUCAGUGCAGGCAGCAGACUUGACUGUUUGAAGGAGCAGCUAGUUAGAGUAAUGACUUCUGCUCUGAGGCUCUUACUUUACAUAAAAACUAUGUAGCGGACUAGUGUAACACUUCAGAAGGAUGUAGAGUUAUUUUCCUUAUUUAUGAUGGCACUGGAGCUUUAUGUGCAAUGGAAUAUAUUGUAAAGCCUUAUCCUAAAAUAGACUUAAGUUGCUGGGGGAGAUGCUUAAGCAUGAUGGCAAGAGGGAAGGAUCAGUGCAAGUACUGCUUAUGGCUGAGAGCUUUCACACACCUGUCUCAGGUAUGAGUCACUUUGCAGGUGCAAGGUCUGAAGGAUUGUAUUUUCCUAGGUCUGUGAUCUUGCUCUCUCUCUCUCUCUGUUGUUUUUUGUCCUGCUAGGUUUAAAGGAAUAUGGUGAGGGGGGAAGAAAAAAGACUUCCAAUCCAGAAAGCUAAUCCGUUCAUUUUACAAAGAUGAAGAUCUUCCUAUUGUGGGCAGUAGUAUCACAAAACAGUACCAUUACUGUUGCAGGAAGGAUUCCAUUAUCAGACAAUACUGGAUAGUGUGUGAGCACUGUAACUUCCUUCCCCUUCCUAAAACAAUCGAAUAAUACUGUUGACUCAAGUCAUGCAAAUAACACUAGCCUUAGGGGGGAAAUGUAGCCAGUGGGAACCAGAAGUUUGAGCUCAGAAAUAUUACUCUACUUCUGCCAUGCAGCCUGUAGGCACAUAUUGCCAGCAUAGCGACUCAUCCAUCCUUCGACAGCAUACAGCCUUUGGUAUGGUACUAAUUGGUGAGAAUAUUGUGGGAUUUGGGUUCCCAGUGAGUGCUAGCGAGGCUUGAUAAGACAUGCCCAUGGAGUUUCCAUUGCCUCUGGAAACAUGGUUCACUUGUGACAUCUCUCUCUAGUAUGAAAUAAUGAUAAAGGAUUUACCUUGUGUUUGCUUUCCAUGCUUUCUGCAGCUACCUGUGAUCUUGCCAGCUUUCCUUUACCCUUUUAAAAUUGGAAAGUAAAUUGCUUAAAGCUUAAGCACAUCUACUUGGUGCAAGAAAAUUAAACUCACAUCUGUUCCUGUCUGAAUUUGGGACUGAUAUUUCGGUCUUACUGGCAUCUUAUUGUCAAAAGCACCACCUGUUAAUAUUGGGUGCAGUGUUUAACACUGGAAUCUGAAAUGUAGCCUUUUGCCAUGUGCAAGUCAAAUCAGCCUUUCAUGUGAAUCAUCACUAUGUUCCAAGUCAAAUCUAACUUUGCCUUUAUUGUUCUACCCCUUUGCAAUGGGUUCUUUACUGCUGUGCUGCUGGAAUAGCACCCGCUGCUGAAAUCUUGAAUCUUUCAUCGCGGUGUGCUUUUUGGGAGCUAUUGCUUUAUUCCAGAGGCUGGAGCUGGGUUGGAACACUUGGACCUCCUGAGGAUCGCAUUUUAGUUAAACGAAGGGUGUGUCCCAUUUAACUGCAUCUGCUUUGCAAGAGCGGUGGGGAAAUCCCUACAGCCGUGAGAAAGGAUUAAUGCUAGCACAUUACUGACGGGCACAAUUUUGCCUUUGACAGACAACGCAGGAGGAUAUUCAUGCUUUGUUCGGCACCUUCAUCUUUUUUCCUCCAAGAAAAAGUUGGGUGUGGGGAGAUGUCAAGCACUUGGCCUAGUGGGUUGUUUGUUGUUAUAGGCCUGGGAUGGAGAGGGGGGGAAAAUGUAGCAGCUGAAAUUGGGAGUACUAUCAGCCAUACUGUAUUAGACUAGUUACAAACAACAACUGUGGCUUGUGAGCAAGAUGUUGGAAGAAGACCUAUCUUACCCAGAAGCACAGCUUCAGGCACUUCCUUAAGAUAGUAUGUUUGCCUGUGGAUUUCUGACCUUUCUAGAGUUGCCAUGGACAGGCCUGGCCACUUCGGACCACUGCACUUCUACAUUCAGGGUAAUGCGUAAUGCUAGGACUCUCGGCACUAAUCCAUUUGUUUGUGAAUAUAAUGCUGCUGAACUGACUUAAGUAUAGACCUUAAAAUAAAAGCUGUUUCAUAAUGGAGCAACACUUUUGUCUGAUUUAAUUGCAUGUGGGAUUGAUCAAGCUUGAAUUUUCUGGCUGGUGAGGGCUCUUUCCUUGGGGGUUGGUUAGUUUUUUUAAUGGAGAUAAUAGACAAAUGGAAAGACACUAUUCCUCCUACUAGUUGUGUAAGGCAAAGUGGGACAAAACCAUGGCAAAGGGCUGCCAUACCACCAUCAGGAAACACUGCAGAGGAUGCCAUAGGUGGCAGAGGUCAAAUUUGAUUGCCGAAUGCAUGCCGUGACUGUUAAUCCAUGCAUCGUCUAUCAAAUAUGAGCUGGAGAACUUAGUGGUAUUACUAUGCCAGCUGUCAGUCAGUUUCUUCUUUCCAUCCUUAGAUUACUAAUCUCUUGCAUGCUGAAGCAUCAUGGUAAUAGUAUUUGCUCUCUAUUGGUUGGAUUGUUGCAGUGCCUUGUAGAAUAUCCACAGGCAUUCUAAUUUCAAAGACCGAAAACCAUGUUUGCAAAAAUAUUUUAAGUUCAUGAAAGUGAAAGUUUUGGUGGUGAAUGCCACAAUAGGCCUAAGAACUUAAUGUAAGGGCAAAAAGAUAAGGAAGUUAAAACAGAUCCUAGAGCUUAUAGGAAACUAAAAGACCAAGAGUCAGAUACAAUGGUAAAAGUGUUUGAUGGGCAGGCUCUGAAUAGGCAGCAGGCUUAAAAAUGGGAGCCUUAAGGAAACCCAGAACAGAAGGUGGAGAGUAAAGAAAGGAGUGAGUUUAGAGAAAAGCCCAUACAAUUUUAUAGAUGCAGAAAUUAUUUCCAAUACUACACAUCUGAAAUCACCUGCCUGGCUGGAUGUGGGUAAUAAGAGUGCUAAGAGGUACAGUGGCUCUCCCCUACCAAUCUUUCUGAAAUUUGGCAGAAUGUAUCCUCUUAGGAAGGGUCACCAUGGCUGCUAUUUGCAUCCCAUUCUGGGCAGUCUUAAUUUACUCUGGAAGGCCUCUUUUGCCUGAAAAUUUCAUUCACUUAGGUGAAAAGGGGAAAAGGUUAAGUUAAAACCUUGGGUUAAGUACUUAAUUUGUUCCGGAGGUCCGUUCUUAACCUGAAACUGUUCUUAACCUGAAGCACCACUUUAGCUAAUGGGGCCUCUCUGUUCUCAUCCUGAAGCAAAGUUCUUAACCCGAGGUACUAUUUCUGGGUUAGCGGAGUCUGUAACCUGAAGCGUAUGUAACCUGAGGUACCACUGUAGUUGUUUUUAUAUUCAAAAAGAGUGAAAAAGCUUUGGAUUUAACAGUUCAGAAUUGGACCUGAAUUACAAAUUGGAAUGAUACAGUACAGAUCCAAAAGAGACUGGGUUGCUUCCAAACACUACAAAUAAAAGACCAAAUUUUGCGGUGGCAGCACACCACUAUUACCGGUAAUUGGUUUUUAUUCAUAUGUCCUUCAAGUGAUUAAAAAGCAGCUGUGAGUUGAUAUUUCCAAAUAUUCAAAGACAUAUCUAAGAAGCACUUUGCACACACAAAAGAGCAAUUGUAUUGGAUAAACAAAACAAUGUGUUUUUGGCAGUACACUGGCAGUACACUUACACAGGAUGAAAUAUAAACUACGAUAAUCUUGUAGUUUCUGUACUGUGAAGUGCUGCUCCCCAUGAAUGUGGGGUUGGGUUCAGAAAAGAGGCAACUGUUCUUAGAAAUGUGAUCCUGAAAAUACAUAGCAGAUCCUCUUCCUUUGUAGGAUGUUACUUGGAAUACAGACAACUAUUUGUUUGUUUAAAAAAGCCAGUUAACAAUGGCUAAUCAAUAUACAGAUAAUCUCAGCAGAAUUUGGCAGAAAAGAAAGUGGGUAAUUAAGUAGCUAGAUAUAUUUACAUACUUGCUUAAUGGAAUGGCAGUGGCUUUUUAUAGUCGCCUCUGACUAACCUAGGCUGAAGACCAAAAAACCCUUUGCUGCUGGUUUGUAUUCUAGGUAGCCACAAUAAUCUUGCUAACACAAUCACAUUUCUAUUUGCAAACCGUUCCAUAAACAAUUUUUACUGCAGGCUGACCUUUGAGCUUGUUCCACAUUUGUGAAAUGGCUCAAUGUAGGCCGUACUAUUGGUCUCCCAUUCAACAGCAAAACAUUUGCUGAUGCUUUAUAUUCCCGGAAAUAUGGCUUCUCCCAAGUAAAAGUGAAAACCAACUGUGUUUUGUGCAGCCAAUUUUAAUCUUGCAUUAAAUGUCCCAAGGCAACCAAUGCCUUUCCCAGAGAUCUGUAGGACAAACAGUUAAAAUAACGUGAGUGGCUGUAGCAUGCUGUUCUGGCUGAGCCCACAACAGAAAGAUGGGUUGAGCAAGAAGGAAAGUGACAACACAAAUGUCUCAGUUAUGCUGGUGAAAUCGGCCACCUUCUCCCUCCUCUGUGGUUGUGCCAACUUCCGCCUGCAAAAUAAAGGAACCGUCUCAUUUAAGAGGAGGUGUCCUGCUCUUUGCAGCGAGUGAGAACCCUGUAGAUGCUGGUGAAUGGUAAGUGCUUUUUAUGGUCUGGCUCAUGUUUUAGGGAGUGACAUUGUGAGUCGACGUAUUAGUUCAAGAACAAACAAAAAGGCUUUUCUUUAUUUUGGAGUUAGAUUUUAUUUUAAUGGUGGAAAUACUGAGUGCUAGGAGCUUCCACAAAGAAGCCUCUAAAGGUAAAGGUAAAGGGACCCCUGACCAUUAGGUCCAGUCGUGACCAACUCUGGGGUUGUGGCGCUCAUCUCACUUUAUUGGCCGAGGGAGCCGGCAUACAGCUUCCGGGUCAUGUGGCCAGCAUGACUAAGCCACUUCUAGCGAACCAGAGCAGCGCACGGAAACGCCGUUUACCUUCCCGCCAGAGUGGUACCUAUUUAUCUACUUGCACUUUGACGUGCUUUCGAACAGCUAGGUUGGCAGAAGCAGGGACCGAGCAAUAGGAGCUCACCCCGUCGCGGGGAUUCGAACCGAUCGGCAAGUCCUAGGCUCUGUGGUUUAACCCACAGCUCCACCUGCAUCCCUAAGAAGCCUCUAACAAGCAGCAAUUCAGCAAACACAGUUUUCCUUUGGUAUUGCAUUUCCAUGUGCUGAAUUUCUGCCUGCUGUGCAGCUGUUAAAAGCACAGAUCCCCUGAUUAAAAGUCAGUGGGGUGGAAUAGUGGUUGGAGUGAGGAUGGGAAGCCUGUGGUCCUCCAGAUGUUGUUGGACAACACCUCCCAAUACCUGUGACUAUUGGCCAUGCUGGCUAGGACUUAUGCAAUUUGGGGUCCCUGCACCUGUGUUGGUGUGGCAGAGUAGGAUGAGACCCAGGCUCAUCUCAGCUAAGAAGCUUUUGCUUGGGUGGCCUUGGGCUAGUCGCCAUCUCUCAGCCUAACCUACUUUGCAGGAUUGUGAGAAUAAAAUGGUGCACAAAAAGACAAAUGCAAGCCACCAGGAGCUCCUUGGAGGAAGCAUGGAAUAUAAGUAC